This is a messenger RNA of Exophiala viscosa, 2247 nucleotides long. Its product is annotated as esterase/lipase. Gene Ontology annotation, molecular function: serine hydrolase activity. The record is from RefSeq and is a predicted model, not a curated record. The coding region runs from base 340 to 1965 and encodes 541 amino acids. The transcript is spliced from 5 exons. NCBI's taxonomy places the organism in Eukaryota, Fungi, Ascomycota, Eurotiomycetes, Chaetothyriales, Herpotrichiellaceae.
ACAACGUUGGCAUCAUCGCUACCUCGUCUAGCCUGCGGAUCAGCUUACGAAGAAAGCCAUUACCAGACGGUUUGCGUAUCGUCUUAUUUGAUAUCGUCUCCAGCACCGCGGCGGCAUCUCGACCACAACUUCGGUACUUGGGGUAAAAGAGUAAAAAUGUGGGAUUGAAUCGUGGGGCUGGUGACGGAUGAGGGCAAGGUGGGGUAAUACUAAGCUCACUGUUUUACCACGAGGCUGAAGGAGAAACACACUUUUCACAGCUGCCAUCGAUCUCCAAGGCGGUCAAAUAUCGGACUUCUGAGAGCUUAGGAGUAUUUUCAUAUCUGAGUCGAAGCCAAAAUGUCUACUACCACACUGAAACACCCUGAGAUCGGUGAGAUCAAAGGCAAGGUGGGCGAUGGCGUACACCAGUUCCUUGGGGUUCAGUACGCAACGAUUGAGAAUCGCUUCGCAGAAUCCAAGGUCAAGUCAUCUUACAGCAGUCCGGUCGAUGCAACGAGCCAUGGGCCAUCAUCAUAUUAUCCGCCAACAGCACUCGACAAUGAGUUUUCCUUCAUCCAACACACGCUGCCUAAGCCAGUUGAGAAGCAUUCAGAGUUGGAAUGUCUGAACCUAAACGUCACGGUUCCGAAGCUGAGCGGCAGUGAUGUGGCCUCACAAAAACUGCCCGUAUUCAUCUGGCAGCAUGGUGGAGGAUUUAUCCUCGGAGCCAACUCCUGGCCGCAUUACGAUCACGCUAAGCUUGUCAAACUUGCCAGCGAGAAAGGCGUUCCGGUGAUCGGUGUUGGAAUAAACUAUCGUCUGGGACUUUCAGGUCUUCUGACUUCCGAGGAGCUGCGGUCACAGGGUUACAAAACAAACAAUCAACUCCGUGACCAGAAGACCGCAUACAAAUGGGUCAAGGAGUACAUCUCUGGCUUUGGGGGAGAUCCCGAUAAAAUCACCGUUAUUGGCGAGAGUGCUGGAGCAGUCGCCCUAACAGAACAUUUUUACUCGAAGGAGAAGCUGUUCAACCGUGCCAUUGUGACCGGCGGGUCGUCACUGCUCGUCCCACCUUUCCCUCUAGAAGCCUACGAGGGAGUCUAUCAGCAGGUUCUCGGUGUGUUCGGGCUUGAAACCUUGAGUCCUGAAGACCGCAUUCAGAAACUUCUCUCCAUACCUAUGGAGGAUAUCAUCUCCAAGAUUCCUCCAACCAUCCCAUUUCUACCUGUGGUAGACGGAGACAUUAUUCCAGUUCGGCCGUCAUUCGCAGCUAUCGCUGACCCGAAGGAUGAGAUCAUGGCUGGUAAACACUGGUUGGAAGCGCUGGCGAUAGGCGACAGCGAGUUUGAUGGCUCCGUAAUGGGCUUCAUGCUAGGCCACAGGAAGGCCGGCAUCCUGCAAACGUUCUCUGCAUCAAUCAAGAGUUCUUUGUCUUCAACACCUGAGGUAGCGGAUAAAUUGCUUGACGCCUAUGGCUUUUCUGGUCCCGCUGCGGCUAAGGACGACGAAGCUGCCUUUGUCAACUUCUUGCAAUUCGCCACGGAUAUUGGGUACUACGCCGCUACAACAUCGUUUACACGAGGCUGGCCCGAAGGACAAAAGAUCUACAAUUUCUUUUUCAACGAGCCGAACCCGUGGGAGGGCCCGUUUCAAGGUCGCACGACGCACGUUCUUGACGUCGUUUUCUUGUUCCAGAACCUCAAUGACAAACUGUCCGCCGAGCAGCGGGCCGCUGCGGAAGGGUUCGCGGUGGAUCUCAUGAAGUUUGUGUCCGGAGAAGAGCCGUGGCCGGCGUAUAGUGCGGCACAUAAAACUGCGAAGGUGUUUGGACCAUCGAAGGGGGAGAGUGCGCCUGUAACGAAGGUGGUGGACGAUGCUGAGGGGCAGGAGACGAAGAGAGGGUUGGCGAUACUCGAGCUCGGGAAGGAGGUCGGGUUUGACAAGUUGGCUGAGGCAUUUGGACGAUAUCAGAUGGGAAUGUAAGCAAAUGUGGAAUAGGUUCGGAGACUCCUUAGGGGUACAAGACUUCAAUGAAUCUGACUCGUUGAAUGUCCUUUGGCUCUAUGAUGUUACAAGGACUUCAGGAUCCCAUUGACAUCAACGAAGCUGUAUUCCUUCAAUGUUUCUUGCCAAAGCCUUUCCAUGACUUCCCUUCCCUUAGGUGUGUAUUGGAAAGGAGCGUAACUGUAAAUUUGCAUAAGUAAGCAACAAUUUAGACGAGGGAGUAAAGACCAGGAAACUUACGGUGCGAUCUCCCAGUUCAUU